GCUCUUGAAAUUGACAAACGGAAUCACGGUCGGCUAUCAGUCGAAGGUGAACCGUUGAUAACGCAACUACCCCUUGAUAGCGAGAAGCACCAUCCAAUCGACCUACGUAAUGGAAAUUAACCUUGGGGCGUGCAUUGCUGCACUUCUAAUUGUGAUACUGAUCUACAGAUGGAUAACUCGCAGAAAUGGCUAUUUCCACGAGAAACCAAUACCAUCGAUGGCAGUUGCGCCUCUCUUCGGCAGCACAGGUGCACUAAUUUUCAAAAAGUUCUCGCUGCACGGAUUCAUAAAGCACAUCUACCAGAAGUACUCGAAUGCAAAAGUUUUCGGGCUGUUUGACGCAAUGACGCCGAUCUUCGUCGUCCGAGAUCCAGAAUUGAUCAAGAAGAUCACCGUCAAAGAUUUUGACCACUUCAUCGACCAUAGGCCAACGUUCGGGGACAGUGAGAACGAUAAUCCAUACUCAAUUUUUGGCAAAACGUUAUUCGCUAUGGCCGGACAGAAGUGGCGGGAUAUGCGGGCAACGUUGAGUCCCGCCUUUACCGGUAGCAAAAUGCGGAAGAUGUUUCAGUUGGUCCUCGAGUGCAGCGAUAGUGUGACGCAGUAUUACGUAAACCAGUCGAAGAAAACACUCGAAGUGGAACUGACUGAUUUGUUUACUCGUUUCGGUUCCGACGUGAUAGCGACGUGUGCCUUUGGUAUCAAAAUGGAUUCUCUAAGGGACCAUGACAAUGACUUCUACGAUAAUGGCAAGAAGAUGAUGCGCUUUGAGCGAUUGAGUGUGUUGUUACGGAUGUUCGCGUUCAAGUUCUUCCCAUCACUAAUGGGACAUCUGGGAAUCGACAUCAUUGAUCGAGAUCAGGUACGAUACUUCAGUGCUUUGAUCACGGACGCCGUGAGGCAGCGUCAGAACAAGGGUAUCAUUCGUCCAGAUAUGAUCCAGCUACUCAUCCAGGCACGAAAGGGCACAUUGAAACACCAAGAUGAGAAGGAAUCAGAUGAAGGAUUUGCUACGGCUAUAGAAUCAAGCAUCGGAAAAGCGAAUGUCUCGUUCAACAUGACGGACAACGAAAUGAUCGCUCAAGCUUUUGUGUUCUUCUUGGCUGGAUUUGAAACGGUGUCUACCACCUUAACAUUCCUGAUUCACGAUCUUGUUACAAACCAAGAAGUACAACAACGAUUAUACGAAGAGAUUGUUGCUACAAACGAAUCGCUACAGGGUACGCAGUUGAGCUACGAUACCCUUCAGAAGAUGAAGUACCUGGAUAUGGUCGUGACGGAAAGUUUGCGAAUUCGUCCAGCAGCAGCCUUUUUGGAUCGUCUGUGUAUUCAUGACUACGAGUUGGACGAUGAGCAAGGCCUGAAGUUUACCAUCAACAAAGGAACUGCCGUAUGGAUCCCUACCCAAGGACUUCAUAUGGAUCCACAGUACUAUCCAAAUCCGGAGAAGUUCGACCCGGAACGGUUCAAUGACGAAAACAAAGCCAACGUUAAUCCAAUGACCUAUCUGCCGUUCGGAAUUGGUCCGCGGAACUGUAUCGGAUCGCGGUUUGCCCUGAUGGAGAUCAAGGCCAUUGUUUACUAUCUGUUGCUACAUUUUUCCUUCGAAGCCAACAGCAAAACACCGAUCCCACUGGAGCUGCGCAAAGGUUUUACCAUUGUGGCCGCCGAAGGUGACGUGUGGAUUGAUUUGAAGGCCAGGUAGAAGUUUAUAAUUUAAAAGAGGGAACUCUUUAUUGAAAAUAAAGUUACAUUCUUUUUAUUUUUAUGGGUAGAAGAUCGUUUUCUAUUAAUAAGGAACAUCGUGUUAGAUCAUAAGAUAAUUAAAUAAUGCACUAUGAACAAA
Aedes albopictus (Asian tiger mosquito) is the source of this 1846-nucleotide messenger RNA. Its product is annotated as cytochrome P450 9e2-like. The record is from RefSeq and is a predicted model, not a curated record. Gene Ontology annotation, molecular function: monooxygenase activity; oxidoreductase activity, acting on paired donors, with incorporation or reduction of molecular oxygen; heme binding. Bases 110 to 1705 code for a protein of 531 amino acids. The transcript is spliced from 2 exons. NCBI's taxonomy places the organism in Eukaryota, Metazoa, Arthropoda, Insecta, Diptera, Culicidae.